Molecule: messenger RNA, 1889 nt
Organism: Corylus avellana
Lineage: Eukaryota; Viridiplantae; Streptophyta; Magnoliopsida; Fagales; Betulaceae
Gene: HVA22G
Product: HVA22-like protein G
Source: RefSeq, a predicted model, not a curated record
UUUUUAUUUUUUAUUUUUUUGCUCGAAUGUUUGUUAGGUAUGGUCUAUUUGAUUGUUGGGUGGUUGUUCCUUGUGAUUCUUUCUUCUCGCAUUGUGUUUUGCCCUAAGUGUUGUGGAUCAUAAGCAUCGCGUGAUGUGAUUAUUAAGUCGUUUGAGUGAGAAUUUUAGUUUUGCGUUUGUAUCAUACGCUAAUUCUUUGUUUGGCUGAUGAGAGAAAGUGAGGAAGACAAAGGUAGAAUGUGAUUCUCUAGGGGUUUCAUGUGAUAUUGCCUUUCAAAUGCGGCUGCUGAACUUGCCUAAGCGGUUGUGUUAGGUUUAUUCUAAUAUUUCUAAGAUUUAGGAUCAAGCAAAGGUCAAACUCUGUUUGAUGAAGCGUGAUUUAAUCAUUUAGCUUAGUUGAAUUCAAUUUUUUGUUGUUUUGGGGAGAAAAAUAGAGAGACAUUUAGACUUCAAAUUUGUUUUGGGUGAUACGAAACCAAACAUUUGUUUAAUGGUGGGUCAUGUUGUUGGUUCAAGACCCACUGGCUGCGUGUAUUACAUGCCAUUAUAAAGAAAGAAAUUUAUUUGGUUAUAAUCAACUGAAGGACGUUUAAGUUGAUACACAGUUGACCUAAAUUUGUUAACAAAUUUGAGUAGUCUUUGUGUAUAAUGAGCUUCAUCAGCUGGAGUUGGCUUAUGCAUCAAUAUUAUAUCUGCAAUUCAUUUCUGAAAAAUUGAAAAAUAUGUACUAGUAUGAUGUCUUCUGCCAGUUAUGUUGGUAUGAAUAAGGCACCAUUUUGCUUUGUAUGACCAUGAGCUACUAUGCUGUUCCUUAAGUAUACUAAAUGGUUAAGCUGCCAUCUUUUUCUUAACUGGUUAGUUUAUUUGGAUGUGAUAGGUAUACAGAAUGAUAGGAUCCUUUCUCACCAGAGGACUCGUAAUGGUUUUUGGCUAUGCUUAUCCAGCUUAUGAGUGCUACAAAACUGUUGAAAGGAAUAAGCCGGAGAUCGAGCAACUUCGCUUCUGGUGCCAGUAUUGGAUUUUGGUGGCUGUUUUGACAGUUUCUGAGAGAGUUGGAGAUGCUUUUAUUUCAUGGGUUCCUAUGUACAGUGAAGCUAAGUUGGCAUUCUUUAUAUAUUUGUGGUACCCUAAAACAAAGGGAACGACAUAUGUGUAUGAUUCAUUCUUUAGACCAUAUGUCGCGAAGCAUGAGACUGAGAUUGAUCGUAGCUUGUUGGAACUGAGGACUAGGGCUGGAGAUAUUGCAGUUUUGUAUUGGCAACGAGCUGCAAGCUAUGGUCAGACAAGAAUAUUUGAGAUUUUGCAGUAUGUUGCUUCACAAUCAACGCCGCAGUCUCGCCCUCCUCAGCGACAACAAUCAAGUGGCAGGGGUCGCCAACCCCCAGCUACUCCUAAUCGUCAACCAACUACUACGGCGCAACCACAAACUGAAGAGCCACCAUCUCCCACUUCUAGUACAUCGUCUAGUCAAAACCAAAAGGAGGUAGAGGAAGAGGUUGGUGGUCCUUCAGAAGUGCCUAAAGAAGCUCCACCUGCAGCAGGUGUGAAUACUCAAAAAGAAACUGCUCCAGCUGAAAGCACCAGCCAACCCACAGCAACCGAAACUCAACCAAUGGAGGUUGAAGCAGCACCUCCUCCUUCAGCUGAUGAGACCGCAAAUCCUGCCACAAAAGAAACAGGAAUGGAAGAAGCCAUUCGGACUACACGUAGCCGGUUGAGGAAAAACCGAUCUUCAGGAAACCGUUAAAGAAUGGAGUUAGUUGUUUCCAACUUCUAUCUUUCAAAAAUAGCAUUUAAUCUAGGUGGACAAUAGUGGGUAUUGAAUUGUGAUAUGGACGUGGAUGUAAAUCUGUUGUUUUCUAUCUUCUAUUCCAUUUGUUGUUUCAUUU